Kwoniella shivajii is the source of this 1518-nucleotide messenger RNA. RefSeq lists its product as uncharacterized. Gene Ontology annotation, molecular function: aspartic-type endopeptidase activity. The record is from RefSeq and is a predicted model, not a curated record. The transcript has 7 exons. Gene Ontology annotation, biological process: proteolysis. Bases 1 to 1518 code for a protein of 505 amino acids. Lineage: Eukaryota; Fungi; Basidiomycota; Tremellomycetes; Tremellales; Cryptococcaceae.
AUGAUAUUCCCUAUCCCUCUCACACUCUUGCUUGCCUCGAUACCGAUCCUGUCAUCUUCGGUAUCAGUAUCAGCGCAAUCGACAGUGAUACCUUUAACAGCGCAUCAUUCUCGACAAUAUUCGGAUGAUUUGGAAACCAGACAGUCUUGGCUUAAAGGUCAAGCUAGAGGUCUAAGGAAGAAAUAUCAAGAUCAUUUAGGUGAAAGAGGUCAGGAUUUAUUGAAAAGAGAUGUAUUAGAAGCAGAUUAUGAGUUAUCAAGAAGAUCUUUAGGAAGAAGAGCUUCCGGAAGUGUACAGUUGACAGAUGUCGGAAUCGACGCUUCUUAUUCUGGUCAAGUAUCGAUAGGGUCGCCCGCGCAAGAUUUCCUAUUGAUUAUGGAUACAGGAUCAUCCGAUCUUUGGGUAGCAGGAUCGACAUGUGAAUCGUCAUCGUGUACAGGUGUAUCAACGUUCCAAUCAUCAAGUUCCACUUCAUAUUCAACGAGUAAUGCAGCAUUCAACAUUUCUUAUGGAUCAGGAGAUGCGGAUGGUUAUUUAGCUACAGAUACUGUAUCUUUAGCUGGAUUCACCGUGACCGGUCAAACUUUCGCUGUCGUCACUUCAACAACGGCGAGAUUGAUCUCAUCACCUUUAUCAGGAUUAAUGGGAUUAGCUUGGAAAUCAAUCGCAUCGUCAAAAGCCACUCCAUUUUGGCAAGCUUUAGCUGCUUCUGGAUCAUGGACAGAUGCAGAAAUGGGUUUCUACUUGGCAAGAUAUAGAGGUGACAAUUACGCCACUUCAGUCGAAACUGAAGGUGGCGAAUUGGUCCUAGGUGGAACAAAUACAAGUAAAUACACCGGGUCAAUAAAUUACGUUUCGAUCGAUUCGGAUGAUCUUGAUUAUUGGAGGAUACCAGUUCAGGGUACUACCGUCCAAGGAAGUCAAAUCUCUAUUUCAUCGUCAGGUUCACCACAAGCUGCAAUCGAUACAGGAACAACAUUAAUUGGAGUUCCCACAACAGUUGCUCAAUCUAUAUAUUCACAAAUAUCAGGUUCAGAAGCAUUAUCAGCUUCGUCAGGAUAUGAUGGCUAUUAUCAGUACCCAUGUGAUACAACAGUCAACGUUACACUUCAAUUUGGUGGUUUAAGUUAUUCAAUCUCUCAAGCCGAUAUGAACUUAGGUAGUUUCACGAGAGAUACUUCAAUGUGUACAGGUGCUUUCUUUGAAAUGGAUUUAUCAACGACAUCACCUAUUCAAUGGAUUGUUGGAGCGUCAUUCUUGAAAAAUGUUUAUACGACAUUCCGAUACAAUCCAUCCGCGAUUGGUUUCGCUCAAUUAGCAAAUGGUGUCCAAUCAGUCAGUAACGGAACUACAAGUUCAUCAACUACAGGUGGUGGAACAAGUGGCUCUGGUGGUACUGGUUCAGGAAGUGGUUCAUCGUCAAGUGGUUCGUUACCUACUAUCAACUUGAACAGCAAUGUAGGAAUUGUUGUGCUCUUUUCUACUUUCGUUGGUGGAAUACUCGCCCAUCUCUUAUAA